GACGUGGAUGAGUUCAAAAGUAGAAAAAUAACUUUGGAUCUACUGACAUAUGCAUUCAUAUCCUAUAUUAAACAAAAAAUAAAAAUGGAUAAUGAUAUAUUAAUUUUAGCUGUAAUUGCAUCAGUGUUAUUUAUUACUAGUUUGAUUUUGUACUUGAUUAAACUGAAAAAUGGUAAAAAAUCACCAGAACCUCAGCAAGGAGAACAGGUGCCAGUUAGACGGCAACAAGUGGUUAGAAACCAACGUGCUAGGCUUCGUGCAAAUGCUGCUGCAAGAUUGCAAGACACAGAAAAUGAACGACAAGAUCUUCAUGUAGAUGAUGAUAAUGAAGAAGUCCAGAAAUCUUCUGUUGAUUUUGGAGAUAAGAUGGGGGCAAAGAAAAGAGCAAAAUUAGAAGCAAAAGCAGAAAAGAAGGCUGCCAGGGAGGCUGAGCAGAAAAUACGAGAAGAGAAAAGAAAACGAGAAGCAGCUUUAGAUGAAGAAAGAAGAAAGCAAGAAGAACAGGAGCAGAGAGAAGAGCAACUACGUGAAGAAGCAAUAAGAAAAGCAAAGGAAGAAAAAGAAAAACGUGAGCAAGAAGAAUAUUUAGCAAUGAAAGCAGCAUUUAGUGUAGAGGAAGAAGGAUUUGAUAACACUGAAGAUGGAAAUGAAAAUUUGCUACAAGAAUUUGUUAAUUAUAUUAAGAACACUAAAGUGGUCGUGUUAGAAGACCUUGCAUUACAUUUUAGAAUGAAGACUCAAGCAGCUAUUGAUAGAAUUACAGAUUUGAAGAAAGAUGGAAUUCUUACAGGAGUUAUUGAUGAUAGAGGAAAAUUUAUUUAUAUUUCACAGAAAGAACUCGAUGCAGUUGCCAAGUUUAUUAGACAAAGAGGAAGAGUUUCAAUAGCAGAACUGGCAGAGCACAGUAAUAAUUUAAUAUCACUUGAACCCAUCAAGGCAUAAGGAUUUUGGUGCAUAUUAUAUAAAAAAUGUUAAAUUGGUAUUUGUCAUAAUUUUUGUAAUGUAUAGAAUUUAAGAUCAAGAUAAAAGGUAAAAAUUUAUC
This is a messenger RNA of Ctenocephalides felis (cat flea), 1042 nucleotides long. It is a transcript of the gene Ddrgk1, whose product is annotated as DDRGK domain-containing protein 1. Bases 85 to 942 code for a protein of 285 amino acids. The transcript is spliced from 5 exons. The record is from RefSeq and is a predicted model, not a curated record. Lineage: Eukaryota; Metazoa; Arthropoda; Insecta; Siphonaptera; Pulicidae.